This is a messenger RNA of Columba livia (rock pigeon), 2875 nucleotides long. RefSeq names its product zinc finger and BTB domain containing 17 (gene ZBTB17). Lineage: Eukaryota; Metazoa; Chordata; Aves; Columbiformes; Columbidae. The record is from RefSeq and is a predicted model, not a curated record. Gene Ontology annotation, cellular component: nucleus. Gene Ontology annotation, molecular function: DNA-binding transcription factor activity, RNA polymerase II-specific; protein binding. Gene Ontology annotation, biological process: regulation of transcription by RNA polymerase II. The transcript is spliced from 17 exons. The coding region runs from base 219 to 2753 and encodes 844 amino acids.
CGCCCCGGGCCGCGGGUGGGCGGAGGAGGGAGACGCCGCUUCCGCCCGGCGCGAAGAUGGCGGCGCCCUUUGUCUGGUCGGUGUCACGGUGAGGGCCCCGGGCGGCGAUGCGCGGCCCCCGCCGGGCCCGGCAUGGCAGAAUCGGUUACUGGAAAUGAGGACAGACUCCCCUUGGCAGAGACUGGACGGAUUGCAGCUGCUCACGUGCAAGAAGGGAGAUGACGGAUGGCUGUGUAGAGACUGACGUGAGCGCUGUGAAGGGGGAAAACUCCGUAGAAGAGCCGCAGCCGCCUCGCUCCUCGGGAUAUCUCCACUCCGCGCAGCACAGGGCCAUGGAUUUCCCCCAGCACAGCAAACAAGUCCUGGAACAGCUGAACCAGCAGCGGCAGCUGGGUUUGCUCUGCGACUGCACCUUCGUGGUGGACGGCAUCGACUUCAAAGCCCACAAAGCCGUGCUGGCCGCCUGCAGCGAGUAUUUCAGGAUGCUUUUUGUUGACCAGAAGGACGUGGUGCAUCUUGACAUCAGCAACGCAGCAGGCCUGGGUCAGGUUUUGGAGUUCAUGUACACGGCUAAGCUCAGCCUAAACCGCGACAAUGUGGAAGAUGUGCUGGCCGUGGCGGGUUUCCUCCAGAUGCAGGAGAUUGUCAGUGCCUGCAACGCUCUCAAGUCACUCGCCGUGCCGGCAGAGAACCCCCCGGAGAGCCAAUCACCCCCCGCUGCCCCCGGGGCCAACAAGGUGACUGUCAAGGACGAGACGUCGACAGCAGAAGCACCGGGUGAUCCUGAUAAAAUAAAACCGGUUCCUCCCGACCCGGAGGGGACAGAAGAGAAACCCAUGAUUGCAGAGACACAACCCGAGGGACAAACAGAGCAGCUGGGUGGCCAAGAAGGAGCAGAUGUUGCCAUCCAGGAGGGCCCCAACACCGAAUUUCCUGCCCCCCCGCAGCUGGCGGAGAGCGUGGUCAGCAGCGGCAGCCCCGCGUCAAAGAGCAAUGUCCCUGCGAGCGCCGAAACAGGAGAGCUGGAGCUGGAAGCGAAGGAGGAAGAGGGGGAGGUGACGGCAGAGCAUGAAGAGGAGGCAAAAAUCCCUGAGGAAGAGCAACCCCGCUUAGAAAACGGAGAAAACGCUGAAGAUAAUGAAUCAGGGAGCACUGACUCCGGGCAGGAAAACUUGGGUGAAACCCGUCUGCUGCGUUCAGGCACCUACAGCGACAGGACCGAGUCGAAAGCCUACGGCUCUGUCACACACAAGUGCGAGGACUGCGGGAAGGAGUUCACCCACACCGGGAACUUCAAGCGCCACAUCCGUAUCCACACCGGAGAGAAACCCUUCUCCUGCCGGGAGUGUAACAAAGCCUUCUCCGACCCGGCUGCCUGCAAAGCCCACGAGAAGACACACAGCCCGCUGAAGCCCUACGGCUGUGAGGAAUGUGGGAAGAGCUACCGCCUCAUCAGCCUGCUGAACCUCCACAAGAAACGGCACACGGGGGAGGCCAAAUACCGCUGCGACGACUGCGGCAAGCUCUUCACCACCUCGGGCAACCUCAAACGGCACCAGCUGGUCCACAGCGGCGAGAAACCCUACCAGUGCGACUACUGCGGGCGCUCCUUCUCCGACCCCACCUCCAAAAUGCGGCACCUGGAGACCCACGACACCGACAAGGAGCACAAGUGUCCCCACUGCGACAAGAAAUUCAACCAGGUGGGGAAUUUGAAGGCUCACUUGAAGAUUCACAUCGCGGAUGGGCCCCUGAAGUGCCGGGAGUGCGGCAAACAGUUCACCACGUCAGGGAACCUCAAACGGCACCUCCGGAUCCACAGUGGGGAGAAACCCUACGUCUGCGUCCACUGCCAGCGCCAGUUUGCCGACCCGGGGGCUCUGCAGCGCCACGUCCGCAUCCACACCGGAGAGAAGCCGUGUCAGUGCUUGAUCUGCGGCAAAGCCUUCACCCAAGCCAGCUCCCUCAUCGCCCACGUGCGCCAGCACACGGGGGAGAAGCCGUACGUCUGCGAGCGCUGCGGCAAGAGAUUCGUACAGUCGAGUCAACUGGCCAACCACAUCCGUCACCACGACAACAUCCGACCCCACAAAUGCACUGUUUGCAACAAAGCCUUCGUCAACGUGGGCGAUCUCUCCAAACACAUCAUCAUCCACACCGGGGAGAAGCCGUUUUUGUGUGACAAGUGUGGCCGGGGGUUCAACCGCGUGGACAACCUGCGUUCUCACGUGAAGACGGUGCAUCAAGGCAAAGCCGGCAUCAAAAUCCUCGAGCCGGAGGAAGGCGACGAGGUCAAUAUCGUCACGGUGGCUUCCGAUGACAUGGUGACAUUGGCCACCGAAGCACUGGCUGCCACCGCUGUCACACAGCUCACGGUUGUCCCCGUCGCAGCCGCGGUGACAGCGGACGAGACCGAAGCUCUGAAAGCCGAGAUCACCAAAGCCGUGAAACAAGUGCAAGAAGCAGACCCCAACACCCAGAUCCUCUACGCCUGCGAUUCCUGCGGGGAGAAGUUCCUGGACGCGUCCAGCCUGGCGCAGCACGUGCGGCUCCACACGGCGCAGGCGCUCGUCAUGUUCCAGGCUGACACGGACUUUUACCAGCAGCACUACGGCCCCCCCGGCCCCCCCUGGCACCCCGAGCAGGUCAUCCCAGCAGGGGAACUGCUCCUCCGACCCCCCCCUGAACCCCAAAACACCCCCUUAGCCCCCCCUGCACCCACAGCCGGGGAGGGGCAGCCGCCCCCCGAGUGAUUCCUGCGAUUCCUGCGCCCCCCCCCCCCCCAACUUUGCCUUUAUUUAAAAGCUGCUUGGAAAUGGUGUAAAAAGUGUAUUUCUGAAUGGAGAGAGAUGGAAUAAAUUGCAAUAUUUUCUAA